Molecule: messenger RNA, 622 nt
Organism: Suillus subaureus
Lineage: Eukaryota; Fungi; Basidiomycota; Agaricomycetes; Boletales; Suillaceae
Exons: 2
Coding region: 86-313 (75 amino acids)
Source: RefSeq, a predicted model, not a curated record
ACGAACGUCGUCACGGGCAGACCAAUCAUCACAUCUUUCUUUGCGUGCUAUAAUAUCACAUCUUCACCAAUUCACGCACAUAAUAAUGUCUCACUAUAACAACUACACCACUCCCCAAAGAUCACCUACCUUCGGCUUCUUCCCCACUGCACCAUCUUCCCCACAUGCAUUCUCCGCUAUGCAGGGGAACCCGCGUGACUCGCACGCCAUGUACUCGGCGCUGGGCUCAGCCAUGGGCUUCCAAUCAAAUAGCCCGCGCAGCCAGAGUAACGGCGGAAGCUCAAACCCGUUAAUGAAGUUCUACAGAAAGUGAUACUUUCUCAUCGUCAUGAUCGUCAACUGUAUCCAUCACGAAGGAGUCACGUGUACCCAAACCCAUUGUAUCGAUAGUACUGGAUCGGAACGGUUAUUGUUUUAUGGCUAGGGAGAUGAGAGGCGGAGCGCGCAAAAAAUACGUACUGAAUGAGGGGUGCAGGUCAUCUUCAUAACCACUUUGUUCGAUAUUGUAUCUCUAUUGUUUCACCCUGGAUGCUAUGCAUUUAUUCCUCCCCUAUCGUUCAAAAGUUAACAGAUGAAGACAAUAGUGCAAGACGAAUGUGCGCAGGCUGUGACACGAUCGUCG